Messenger RNA from Ectocarpus siliculosus, 827 nucleotides. Lineage: Eukaryota; Phaeophyceae; Ectocarpales; Ectocarpaceae. The record is from the annotation of a GenBank genome assembly.
AUGGAAGGUCCCGGGCGAUGUUUGGAAGCCUUCGCCGUUGCUCUCAACACGAGCUGUGACGGGAAUGUUUGGUACACAUCGACAAAGGAGCUUCAGCUGGCGUCUUUGCAGUUUUGUGUGAAGUGCAGAAAGGUGCCUUCGUUGCAUCUUGCUGUCAACAACGCGCACGUGCCUGCCCGCCUGUGGAACGAUCAUGCUGCUACGGAGGCUCGCACAGGAGCAAAACGGCCCAGUACUACGCCCGUGCCGGUGUUUCGGCCGCGCGAGGUGACUUGGGGACGACCAGCUUGGUUGCUAUCAGACAUAUGCCUUGUGUUUGCUAAAGUGGAGCGUUUUCUUGUCCGCCAAGACACCGUGGUGGACGAUGUGGUAUGGCCAUGUAGGCUCAAGAAGCUGUUCUUCGGCGAGGGAUUCGAUACGCCGGUGGACCACGCUGCGUGGCCGGCUUCACUUGAGGAAAUCACGUUCGGGAAAAAGUUCAAGCGGCCGAUCAAUGGUAUAUCGUGGCCAAGAGCGCUGAAAAGGCUAACGUUCGGCCUCAACUUCCAACCAACCCAUCGACAAUGCCGUCUGUCCACCUCCCCUACAAGUUUUGAUCUUUGGAGACAUGUUCAACCAGCCUAUUGACACCGUGUCGUGGCCGGCUUCGCUCCGGGAACUUACUCUUGGAUUCUCCUUCAACCAACCCAUCAGCACGGUCUCGUGACCCCCAAAGUUGCAACGCUUAGUCUUCGGAUGUUUUUUUGAUCAGCCGAUCGAUGGCGUCCGAUGGCCAGCGUCAUUGCAACAGCUCAUCUUCGGGAACGACUUCAACCAGCCGUGUUACG